Messenger RNA from Echinostoma caproni, 477 nucleotides. Lineage: Eukaryota; Metazoa; Platyhelminthes; Trematoda; Plagiorchiida; Echinostomatidae. The record is from the annotation of a GenBank genome assembly.
AUGAUUCGUGCCGAUCAUGUUUCCUGCAGUGAAUUCAUCCUGCAGCUGAACAAACAAGCAUCACGCUGCAACUAUGGUGAUCGCCUGGAAGAACAAAUGCGUGACCGCUUGGUGGCAGGCAUCAAUAAUCCGACUCUUCAACGAAAGUUGCUGGAGAAGAAAGAUUUAACUUUUGCUGAUGCCCGCAAGAUCUGUGAGCAACACGACGACCUGAUGAAAGCCACUUCCAGUGAAUCAGUCACAUUAUUCCAACGGCAGAAGACACGACCAACCCGAUCUCCAUUACCCAAUUGUGUACCAAAGCCGCAACACGACUCUUCAAGCAACGAAAAACGCAUCAAUCCCUGUUUGUCAUGCGGAGCUUACUAUCUGCCGCUUCCGAAAUGCCAAGUGUCAUGCAUGCGGGAAAACCGGCCACAUUCGGAGAGUGUGCAAACAGCCCCGUUGCAAUCUUGCACAACCGACUGCUGCGAAUGA